Molecule: messenger RNA, 3063 nt
Organism: Thunnus maccoyii (southern bluefin tuna)
Lineage: Eukaryota; Metazoa; Chordata; Actinopteri; Scombriformes; Scombridae
Gene: xkrx
Product: XK related X-linked
Exons: 3
Coding region: 616-2109 (497 amino acids)
Cellular component (GO): membrane
Source: RefSeq, a predicted model, not a curated record
UUCACAGCAGUUACUGUUGUUGUUACUUUGAAAGGUGGCGUCCAUCGUUUCCGUUUCCGCCAUGUUUCUUUGUGUCUGACUUGACGCAGCCGUUUCGUUGACAGCGUAUGAAAAGACAGAAAAUAGGAGCUGCCAGCAGCCGCGCAAGUAUGCCGACACGGAAACACCCAAACCUCCAACAGCACGUAGUCAGACCACAGCUGGAGGAGACGUCGAUGUGUUUCUGAGAGGGAGAAAUAAUGUAAAGUUAAAGCCGGUCGAUAAUCGUCCUGGGUGACAAUGAACUGACGGUGCGACUAUGGGCUGAAGUUUCCCGAUCUAGUACACUGACGAACAGCUGAGAUCACUGCCGACAGUGAGGUGGUGUCCUCCGGAUUAAACAGACAACGACUCGUCAUAUGAAUUAAAAAAAAAACAACCUGGGACGGGUGAGUGGAAGCCGGAUAGUAAAUACGGUGUGAACCAGGGAUGAUCAACUUGGUGGAAAGUUGGGAGAGACGGCGCAUCAAGCGACGUAUUUCUAAAAAGUGAUGUUUUUGGAGCACUCAGAUAGCCUGCGCCGUCAUCCAGCGACGUAAACCCCGUUUUAGCGUAUAAAUCAGACUUGUAUUUAUUAUGUGCGAGCUGGCCAUGGAGGAGCAGGAGCAGGAGAGGGAGAUCUCGGACGUAGACCCGCAGGAUAACACCAGCGUGGCCGGGAACGGAGUCAUGCUGGUGGUCAAUCACAGCCGCGUCCACGCGCCCCUCAGCGUCGUACUGGCCACCGUCCUCUACUUGGCGGAGUUUAUCUCUGCCGCCGUGCUGUGCAGCAGGUACCACAAGACCGACGAUAGCAUCUGGAUGGGCUGCACCAUCGCCUUCAUGUUGCUGCCCGCCGUCCUCAUCCAGCUGGCCCUCACAUUCAUCCACAGGGACCUGGGUCGGGACCGGCCUCUGGUGCUCUUCCUGCACCUGCUGCUGCUCGGCCCUCUCAUUAGGUGUUUUGAGGCCCUCGUGGUCUACUACAGAGCCGGUAAAAGAGAGGAGCCUUACGUCACCAUCUCCAGGAAGAUCAGUCUGAAGAAGGGGCAGAAGGGGCCCAUGGAGUUGGAAAUCGGCCAGUCGGAGCGCACCUUGGCCACUCACAGGAACGCCUUCAAACGCACCGCGGUCAUCCAGGCGUUUCUGGGCUCCACCCCUCAGCUGACGCUCCAGCUGUACGCCACCAUCCAGGAGAAAUACAUCCUCCUCCCCACCAGAUUAACUCUGAUGAUCAUCACCCUGAUCUCCAUCACAUACGGGGCGCUCGUGUGCAGCGUUCUGGCCAUCCAGAUCAGAUACGAUGACUACAAGGUGCAGUUGCGCCCAGCUGCCUACUUGUGCAUGAUCGUGUGGAGAGGGUUGGAGAUCGCCACCCGGGUCACUGCUCUGGUCCUCUUCAGCACGGCGCUCACCUACUGGGUGAUACUCGUCGGCAUGGUUAACCUGCUCUUCUUCUUCUUCCUCCCCUGGGCGGAGUUCUGGGCCAGGAAAGGCUCGCUGACUGAGAAUAUUGAGAAGAACUUCUCAAAGCUGGGCACGAUCGUGGUGCUCUCCAUGUUCACGUUGCUCUACGCCUGCAUCAACGUCUUCUGCUGGUCGGCGGUGCAGCUGGACCUCUCCCACCGAGAGCUCAUCGAACGGAAGCAGCGCUGGACCCGCCUGGCUCUCUACUAUGGCGGACGCUUCAUCGAGAACUUCCUCCUCAUCACACUCUGGUACUUCUUCAAGUCGGACUUCUACGAGUACGUGUGCGCCCCGCUGCUGGGCGUGCAGCUGCUGGUCUGCUACAGCCUGGCCGUACUCUUCAUGCUGCUCUUCUACCAAUUCUGCCACCCCUGCAGGCGCCUCUUCAAGUACAACGUCCACGACUGCCUGCGCUGUGUCUGCUGUUGUAAAGGGAGGCGUAGGGGAAGAGGGAGGAAACGAGGGGAGCUGCCGCCGUCAUACUCCACCGCUGCCACCAUGGUGAUGGUGUCAGAGGAGCCGCUGGAGCUGCUGGACCCCCAAAACUCACAUCCGCCUGACCUCAACAGCCACCCGCAAGAUCGGGAGACAGCUAUCAUCGAUGACAUUAUGGAGGCCGCCUGAGAGAGAGAGAGAGAGAGAGAGAGAAAGGGGAUUUAUGGGAAAUUCAUGAGUCCUCUAAUAUAGAAAUGCAUCCUGUGAAUAGCGAAGCAUGAUGGUUCCGGUGCUGCAGGGCUACUGAACGAAGUCUCGGCUGGUUAUAACACUGAAACCAGAAUGAUUUAGUGUUUUUGAGUAUUAGAGAACAAACUUUGGCCUUUUUUCUCUGAAGUGCACAAAACUGAAAUCAUUCACGGUUUGCGAGUGAUUUACUCCUGAUGUCUUUAUUGAGGAUGGUUACGUACGCUUAGGGCACCUCGAGGCCCCUGUAUACCAAAGAAUGCAGCAUGCUGAGAUAUGCAGCGAUGCACAAAGGCCGCCUUGAGAGAGCAGCAGCGGGUCAGGUACAGGACUGAGCCAGGUGUGCGGGAAAUGUGCCAAGCGUGUCUCGACCCGAAAGAAUGACAGGGGGACGCCCUGAGCGUACUUCCUCUCAGGGUUUUCACACCUUUGCACACGUUUGCAUCUCUGCACUAAAUAGAAACACAGCAGGAGGGUGAGGAAAAAAAAAAAAGUCAGAAGAAGAUUUAAUCUUUCUGAUUGAUCUAAACCUGCUGUGAUGAAUGCCUUGUGUUGUUCACUGUCCAGUCUGAUUGCCUUGAUUAAAAAAAACAGGUUUUAGAUUUGCAAAGAUAAAAAAAUGAAAACAGGUCAAAAGAUUCUGUAGAAACAUACUUUUAAAGCCUUAAGGGAAAAUCUUGUGUGUGUCCUCUGUAACACAGAUCUAAUCCAGAAUUUAACUUGCAUUUGAUGUUGCAUUAACAAGACUGGUACUGAAUGAGCUUCUACUUUAUUGAAGUGCUUUCACCGUUGGCGUGUUUGUUUUUUUUUUAAUGUGUUGUCUUGUUUGUUGUUGUUUCAGUGCCUUUACUACUACUGUAUUACUUGAAACCUAAAUAAAAUAAUCUGAUGUCUACA